Ostrea edulis (European flat oyster) is the source of this 15842-nucleotide messenger RNA. Its product is annotated as baculoviral IAP repeat-containing protein 6-like. The coding region runs from base 241 to 14979 and encodes 4912 amino acids. The transcript is spliced from 58 exons. The record is from RefSeq and is a predicted model, not a curated record. NCBI's taxonomy places the organism in Eukaryota, Metazoa, Mollusca, Bivalvia, Ostreida, Ostreidae. Gene Ontology annotation, molecular function: protein binding; cysteine-type endopeptidase inhibitor activity; ubiquitin conjugating enzyme activity. Gene Ontology annotation, biological process: negative regulation of apoptotic process; apoptotic process; regulation of cytokinesis. Gene Ontology annotation, cellular component: nucleus.
CACCCAAACGCUUAAAACGAAAUCACGUUAUUCUGGUCACGUGAUACAAUUUAUUCAGUUUCUAUAUCGGUUUGUUGAGCUUAGUAUUCGCAUUUAUGCUAGGAUAUAUUGAAGAUAUUGAUAAAAUAAUGUAUAAUGAAUCUAUUUUUAUCUAGUAAAUCGUGAAUAAAAUAUGUUACACAGAAAAACGAAACCAUAUGAUGAUGUCAUUUGAACGAGAGUUGAGUUUAGGGAAAGAAGAUGGCGGCCACUGAAAAACAGUGGUAUGUUGGAGAAGACGGUUGUAUAUCAGUUGGAGUACCCGCCAGUGCCGUCACAUACCACUCCGCCUUAAAUUCAAUUAUAGUGUCAACAAAAGAACCAUCUAUAAAAAUUUUUGAUGUUGCUUCCGGUGCUUUAUUGCAAAAAUCGGAUCUGUCAGCAAACACCAAUGAUGCAAUCCAUGCCAUAUACCUACCUGAAAAAGACAAAGUGGUUUUUGCGGAUGAUUACUCAGUGGGUGCAAGAAAUGACCUUCGUGGAAUGCUGUUAUUGGACACUGCUUUGCAGACAUCUGUCAGCAAUUCAGAGGACCAAGUCAAAGUGGAAAUCCCACUUGCAGAGGCUGGGCAGUUUCACAAGGCAUUGAUGAAUGCUGAGCUCCCAGGAGUAGAUCAUGUUGAUGAAGUAUGUAAGGAGUUGGAGAAGAAGAUAGAUGCUGUCCAAGAGGCAACAAAAGGCCAUUUAAAAGCAGCUAAGUGGGCCACAAUUUGUUUGGAAUUACCAUUUGCAACUCUCAAAGCAGUUUGUACAGGACUAGUGAAUGAGAUGAAGCGUCUCAGCGUGAAUAACCCGGGCCUGUCUGUUGCCUCAGCCAUUGGGGACCGACUGAACUACCUCCUCCCGGGCAGUGGAGAGGGUUGGAGCAGCACGGUGGAAAGAUCUCUGAUGUAUAGUGAAGUGGCCAGACAGAAAACCUUCAGGACAUGGCCUCACAUGAAUUACAAAUGGGCGUUGCCAGAUCCAAUGUCCCAGGCUGGAUUUUACCAUCAGCCGAACUCCAUGGGGGAUGACCGUGCAAUGUGUUUCACCUGUAAUGUUUGUCUGGUGUGCUGGGAGCCGACAGAUGAACCCUGGUCUGAGCAUGAGCGACAUUCUCCUACCUGUCCAUUUGUGAAGGGAGAGUACACUCAGAAUGUUCCUCUUGCUGUCACCUAUGGAAGCCAGCCUGCCAAACGACAUGGAGAGAAUGAUGACAAGAUCGAGUGCUUUAGUACAACUGCCUCCGAGAAUUUUGUCGCAACAUCCACUUCAAAUGGGAAUAUAGUGGUGUGGAAUGUAGAUAAAAUAUUAAAGAAAUAUUGCCAGUUUAACUUGGAUCCUUCCAACCCUGUGAUAGCAUUAAAGACGGGGCUGCAGAUAGAGAGGAUCUCUGCUGGAUCACAAAGUGCCUCAGAAAGUGUUAAUGCUGUGCCAGAUGAAACUGAUGCUAAGUCUGAGGAGAGCUCUGAGAAAGCAGAGAAUGGGGGUUCUACAGACACUGGUGUGAAACCAUCCACCACCACCACCUCAACAAGUGGUACAUCAGACACCAUGUAUGAACUUCCACAGGAAAAGUUGGAAAAACCAGAUGGCCUGAAAACCAGGAACAGGCCGUGCGAAGAUGUGUUAGUCAAGUCAAUGUGUAUUGUAAGGAAACCAAUGCUUGAGAAAAGCCCAGCAGACAAAAGUGCAGGCAUUAAAAUUUCUAAAGCCAAGAAGAAAUCAAGAUCAAAACCCCAUCCGACACUGUUCUGUGGAGUUUCUCUAAGAAGGACAAAAAUUAGUCAACCCACUGAACAGAACAAUGUGGAAUGUGAAACAGAAGAGGUGGAGUUGAUGAACAAAGUGAAUGAGGUUGUGAGUAGUGACUCACCACAGAUCAUUUCAUCAGAGGAGCAAAGCUUCUCCAGUGAGGAUGACCUAGUAGACAAUGAACUCUUACAGUCCACUGUGUUUAUUCCGUAUCUUUUGGUUCUGUCUUUGAGAGAUGACCAUCGCAAAGGGAAUAAGCAUAAAGAGAAGGAACAGAAGAGGAUGCUACCAAGUAGCACAAGUCUAAAUAACUUAAAUGCUGUGCCAAAUUUGGGGUCAAUUUCCAUGAUGAAUCAUGACUUUGGUUUGAUUGAUCCCAUGUUUGAUUCAGACCCUGAUCCAUCGGAUAUGUUGAUUGGUGUGACACCAGGCCCUGUGAGUUUAACGUCAGAGAUUUCAACCGCUGGAAGUUCCAACUCCGUUGUGGAUGCCAAGGUUCCUACAGUGACCAAGCCAAGUUCCAGUAGACACACGAAGACUGGGAGUGUUUUACAGUGUGUUGAACUACCCGAUAGGGUACAGAGUGACAGAUUUAAAAUCUCUGCUAUCUCUCCAACAUUAGACGGACAACAUAUUUUGGUAGUAGUGUCACCAACAGAUAGAUGCUCAAAGUCCUCCACUAAAAGUAAAUCUAUUUCCGUAAUCACUGAUUCAUCUCCUAGCAUUGAAGCUUCUGGUCAGUUUGAUGAAUGUGUGACUGCAAACAGUAGUUCAACCUCCGUAGUAGUGUGUUCAGAGAGCAUCUCAGAAACUUCAAGCUCUCCAGAGCAGUGUCUUGGUGGGUGUAUCCUACUAUACAGGUACAAAUUUGGAGAGGAGUAUGCUCGUGUAGAGGAAAUGCCAGUAGUUGCAAAGUACUUGGACCAAGUGGAACUAUCUAUUACAAGCGUUAUUGUGCUGCCACAGGAGUUCAGUGAAUGCCAAGAGAGAGAGGAAGAUGGACAGGGCUCAGAUUCACUGGUAACAAACAGUGUCAGCACCCAAGUGUCACACAAUAUUCCAGGUCAAGCUGCUGUCACGUUAAGCAAUGGCAAACUGUGGCUGUUAAGCUUGAAUGAUUUAAGUAUGGUAGCUGAAAUAGCUCCUCCAGAACCCCAGGAGCGAUUUGUGUCUGCUGCUUACUGCACAGGUAUGGAGCGAUUGUGUGUGUGCUCUGCUGAGGGCAAACUUCACUUCUAUCAGUUAUGUGAGGAGAGUCCUGUCAUGUCGGAGUCUGGCUCUCUAAUGGAUGUAGUGGAUGGUGUGUGCAAUGGAGAGACUCGGGUGGAACUGGAACCCUCCACCAGUAAUGCUGAAUCUACAGACUCCAGGGAAAAUCUGGACAGAAAUAGUCCAGGCACUGAAGUUUUAGCCAAGAAACCUUUAACAGUGGAGAACCUGAUGCUCCUUCAUAAUCUAAUCCAAUUUGAAAACUUGAUGCCACGGUUCACAGCCACUGUUCCAUCCUGCUGGACGGAGAUCCAACAAGAACAGCAACAGAGGCGUCACCCACAACAUCUACAACAUCAAGGGGAAGCCACUCAGCACACACGCACUUGGAAACUUCAACCAGACAGUUCCACUUGGGAUGAGCACCUGUUUGAGAUUGUGCUGCCUCGUCCAUGUUGUGUUGGCCAUGUUGACAUCAAAUUCACAUUGCACCCCAUGUGCACAUCACCUCCAGAUGUUCAGAUCACACUGCUGAAGCAAAAUGUCACCACUCUCGGUCGUCAGUCUAACACCUCACAGCCAGUGGAAGUCGACAAAUCCAUUGACUUUAAAAUCGAUGCAUUCAGUCAGUUCCAAGAAGAGAACACCAGUGCCAACUGCACUGAAAAGACCAGCGGUCGAGUCACUGAGCACAUCAACAGUGUGUUGGACCCCGAGUUUCUAGAAGACCAUAAUGCUGAGAUUUUGUGCGGGCCCGUCAAUCUGUCCUCGUUUCUCGACCUGUCUGGGAAUGGAGGCCUGAUAACACUGACAAGUCCUCAGUUGUUAAAUGCCAAACCAAAGGCAUUUCUUCUGCAUAUUAAAGGCUUCCAUAGCAAGAACGAUGACAAGAAUAAUGAAAAACAGAGAGAAAUGAGAAAGAAAUCUACAUCCAGUUCUUCUACACAGAAGAUGAUUGUUAUGAAGUCAGCAUUUGACAAAGACAUAUUUAUCCCCACCAGUAAAGUGAAAGAAGCCAUGACUUCGUCUGCACCGAGGCCCAAGUUUGCAGACAACUUCAGGGGCUGUGAUUGGAUACAGGAGGUUUCUGUUACAAUUAGAAAAACAAAGCGAACACAAGUACCAAAAGAAAGGCUUCAGAGAAGUACAAUGGUGGAAAACUUGAAGUUCCAUGAACGUUUGAUGGCUGCUGUUGGAAUGAGUGAUGGUUAUGUAUUUAGCGGGAUCAGUUCAGACUGCUACCAAAACAUGGCUCUGGAUGUUCUGUUGUGGAUAUCGGGGGUGCAGAUGAAUGACCCAGUUAAAAGAAGUGUGAACAAGAUCGUCCCCUACACUCUGAAGGCCCAUUUAGAUAGCGUGGUGAAAGCCUGCUUCAUACAGGGGACCCGGACUACAGCACACAAGUGUUCCCGACUGCUGGCCAUGUGUAUGGAACAGUGUAAGAAGAUGGCAGAUCCAGACAUGGCUCCCAGCUUUAGUUACGGCUUGCUGCAUGCACUGCUCUGCGCCUUCCCCCUGCUGCCCUCUGCUCAGUAUGCUGGAGCAGUCCGCUGGUUCUUCACCAUGCUCAACAGAGUGAAGUGUAUGGACAUCACACAGGUCUCCCAGGCAUGCUCAGAUCUUCUGGUCCAUGUCUCCAAACAGUACAAUGAAAGGAUGUCUCCUCUCCAUGCCCUCCUCAAAUCCAGAUUUGGUUUGUAUGGUCAUCCAUUUGACUCCGACCUGUUUGACAUUGAGCUGCCCCUUGCCCUGAAGCAGACAGUACCCUCUGUGUCUUUCACCACUCUCAGUAGCAGCGGCAGUAACUCCACCACAACAGGCAACACCAACAACAAUCUGACCACCUCUUCCACCUCCGCAUCAGUAACAGACGAACUGGACUACUACGACCUCUUUAACCCUCCAUCAGACAAAUCCCAGAAGGUGCAACUGGAGUACGCUAAAGGCAGUUUGUUUGGUCUGAUGGAAGUAGAACCUUUACACUUCACUUGUCAUUCAACCAGUGAUGGAACCAAGAUGGAACGCAUGGAUAACAACUCGUCAACACAAAGCACCUCCAUGGGAACGGCAGGGUUGUCUGGGACUAUCAACUUUGGAGAGGGCAUUCCACCACAGGCCACCGGAAACAUUGGGGCUUCAACACUGGCAUCGCUAUCCUCCAGCAUGGCUGUGACCAAGCAGCACUUGCAUGAACUCAGUAGUAAAUCAUACCCAACUUUCAAACAUAAGAUUAUGCACAUUAAGCAGAUACUGUCAGAGGUUGGAAAGAAUUUACCACCAGAAGGGAAAUCUACCACCAGUGACCACUUGAUGCCUCCAACACCCAAGUCCACUCCAAUGGUCAUUACUCCACCCCUGACCCCACCCAAUGAAACCUUCCAACAGAACCAAAACACGGCCACCCCUGUUGCUGAUGGGAAAGCAGAUAACAAUAAACAUUUCUCUGCUAAGUCCGCUUUGGGAGGGCUUCCAAAUGCUCAGACCUUGUUACAACAGCCUCCUCUACAAGUUCUAGUGAUUGAGAGAAUGCACUCAGGUGCUCGUCGAUUUGUGACCCUUGAUUUUGGGAAGCCAAUUGUUCUGACAGAUGUAGUCAUUCCAGCGUGUACUGAUUUGGCUUCUUUGUCUAUUGAUGUGUGGGUCCAGGGAGAGGAAUUAGAUGGUCAGCGAUUUGUGGUGGCUUCUGAUAUAGGUGUCAGGUCACUUAUAAUGACGGACAUAAUGCCACCUGUUGUGUGCAGGUAUCUCAAGAUAACAACAAUAGGAAGAUUUGGAAGUGGUUCAACUCGAUCAAAGAUCCCCAUUGGUGCUUUCUAUGGCCAUAGCUGUCUUUUACCGUGGGAAUGGAACAGUUAUAUAGAACAGCGGUCAUCAUCAACGACGGGGACUCAGUCAGAACUGCCAACCCAGUCCCAGAUGCUGGCACAGUUAGGAAUAUACAUGUCUCUUCUAGAAGAUAUACAGUGUAGAUAUAGUCUAGCUAGGACGCGAUUGGAAUCUCUUUUGGCAGGACUGGAUGGACAACAGUUUGCCAAUACUCAUAUUCAGUAUUUUUUGAAGAAGAGCAAGAAGCAGAAUGAUGAGGAUAAUAAGAUUGUACAGUGUUAUCAUGACUGUCUGCAGCUACAAGUACAGCUUAACCUGGCAAAGAAAGCCACAGAAAGACUCCACACAGCACUAGGGUUCAACGUCCCCAAAACGGACUGUGGCAGUGGUGUGGUGGAGAGAAUCCGUCACUCGUGCACAGACAAACUGAGAUUUGUACAGGAAUGUCUUCUGGAGGUACUCCUUAGUAUGACCACAUCCUCAGCCAGUAUACCCCAGCCCCCGAUGUCCCUGUACAAUCUCCUAAGUCCCCAGACAGCCGAGAUGCUGUUUAAAAACCUGUGUGUACAUGGGACUAAGAAGAUCCAGAUCAGCUGUGGGAUGCUGUUGAUGAGGGUGUGUGGCAGCCAGACGUGGUGGGGCAGUUUUCUGGGAAAUGUCCUGAGAGAGUUUUUCCAUUCUGAGAACUCGCAGAUAUUUCCACAGGAUAGAGUGUUUGUGCUGUUGUUAGCUAUGGGCCAGAAAUCUCUAUCAGGACCAAGUGCUGUUGCCAUCAUGGAAAGUCUCCUCGACAUGCUUGCAAGGGUGUUGUCUCCCUUGGUAGCUGGACAAGCAGGAAUGAUCGACUUGACGCUUGUGGGUUGGGUCCUCUUGUUCCUGUGUAGAAGUUUGGAUCACACUUCUCUUAACAAUGACGAUAGUUCUAAAGCAGCUAGGAAAGACAAUGGAAACUCUCUACCAAACCGCUGGAACUUUAUACAAGGUGACCACAACUCUGCUGGGUCAUUGGCGGCCGGCAACAGUGCCAAGUCCAAGUCAACCAAACUGGUCCGGGGCUCGAGGCUGUCCAUGCAGAAGAGGAUGCUGCACCACAAGCAGAAACUGAUGGAUUUACAACAAGCCCAGAAAACUUUCUUCUCUACUCAUCCAGACAAAGGGACACAGAACUCCAGCAACACAUUGCUCAAACAACAAGAAAAGGAGUUCAAGAAGGAGCUGUCCAAAUAUGCCUCCAAGCACAUAAAGGAUAUCAUACAGAUGAGGAGAACUGAGGUAGAGAUGCUGAGAAAGAUUGGAUACAAAUCUGAUGCCACUUCAGAGUCCGAUAAGAACAAUGGAGAGGAGGAUCCGGAAGGGGGGUUACUGCUGUCUAAAGAGAAGACCCUGAAGGUGGUGAAGGGCCUGAUGUGUCUACUACUGAGCAUGGACUUCACCUGUAAUGUGGACCUCUUCCUCAUCACGUGCAAGGUGAUAGCUACUAUUUGUGUGAGUACAAGGCCUGCCAUUACACUUGCUGAGGCGAUGACCCAGGAACAGCUGGAGAGACUAAUUUUGCUAGCCUCUAACCUGGAGUUCAGUUAUGGAAACAUCAGCUGGGGAGGCCCCUGGGCAGGGCAUGCAAUCACUUGUCUACUACAAGAUAUAUUAGAUGGUGAGAAAUUCUAUCCUGCUCACAUGGACGCGGGUAUGAGUGAGACUCGGGAGGAGGCAUCAGGGGGAUUCACCGCUGAAACGGACGAGAGCCUCCCCCACAGUGUCAGCCUGCCCACCAUGGAGGAUCUGGACACAGACCAGGAGAACAGUGUGCCUGAUACACCAGAAAUGGAGCUAUCUGACUGUAAAGAGGAGCCGGCCAAAAUGACGUUUGACAAGGAGUCGUCCCUGAUGGUGGAUCUGCUGUUGGAUGACAUGGAUUACGAAGACGAGACAUCUGCCAAGCUUCACGCGUACGUCACGGGGGAGUCUGUCAAACCUCCACCCCCACCUGAACAAAUCCUAUUUGAAUCUGGUCUGCCUACCUCCAAUUUGAAUGGAACACUGGACAUGGCCAAUUCAAUACCUGUGGAAAUAGAGGAUAAGAAAAAGGAUGUCUUUAUCAAGAAAAUAGUGGACAAGAUAACAGAACGUGACAGAGAAAGUUGGAAUUCGGGGUCAUCGUAUCGGAGCAGUUUGGUGGCCGGAGCCCAGGGAAUGUCCACAGCAUUGGACGCUAGGCUGGAGUUUGGUUUGGAAACUCAGGCUGAGCUCAGGCUAAAGGUAAUGCUAUCACUUCACACUGAGGGGGUCCAGCAGGCGUUUAGUCACACUCUGCCAGCAGCUCCAUAUGUGGGUCAUACUCUGUCAUCAGCCCCUCCUCCUACGGAUGAUGAAUUGUCACAAGCCAGUGCUUCAUUUUCACAAUCAGAGGUGUCAUCAGCUGAGAUGUUGAGUUCCUGUUAUAACAACCUGCUGUGUCACCUCCUUCCCCAGUGCUCUAACUUGGACUCCCUUCUACAGCUCUGGUUAACGCUGAACAGCGAUGGCAGCAUGGACGCCUCGGGAGGCCCUAUGUUUGACUCCUCCCGAACACCUCUGAUUCUCUUCAGCUCCUCCUCAGUAUCCACGCUUCUGGGGGUCCUCACAGCUAUCCCCAGUCUUCCUAUCAGUACUUGGGUGUUAGCAUUCCAGAGCCUCACUCUUGUUGCCAAUCAGAGAAUUUGUGGUCACAGUGAUGUGGGAGAGGUGUCUAUGGUGAUACCUAUGUUGUCUGAUGUAAACCUGAUCAGUGUCAUCAAGAAGUUUUUGUCAGGGACCUCAGAAAAUGGUCCUACUGCAUCGUCAGUCCAGUUCUCAACAGUUGGUCCUGCUGCAACCAAAGCCUUCUAUGAAUUUCUGUUGCGUCUGUUUGUAAAAUGUCCCCAAGAUCAUCUUCAGAAAUUAAAAGAGCUCCUGUUGAAAUUAGUAUACACAUUAAGUGCUGAAAGGGGAGCUUUCCACUGUGGCUUAGGUCCACUGGAUGCUCAAUGCAAGUUCAUGGACUUCAUUCUGGACCAAACCUAUGACAGUGUGGAUCUGAACAAUGCCAUAAGCGUCAUUGAGUCCAUCAGCAGCCUGGUGCACCAACACAUUCUGUGUCAGGAGAGGGUCUCCUGUAGAAGCACCUCGGAGAACUCUGUCAAUGCCAGGUCGUGUUUUGGUGGACUGUUUGCCAGUUUCCUCCGCGGUGGGGACUCCAAAGCCUCAGAUGCCAGCAGAGACCUUUUAAUGUGUAGUCUUCUUAAACUUGUGAACAAUUUGAUACAAAUUCAGUGUAACUCUCCAAGGAAUGGUCGUUUGACCUCUGUUGCCUUGGAUACAUCAGCAACAGUGGAGGCUAGGACAUCAACAAACCUCAGCAUGUCGGAGCCGGUUCCUGAUUCGGCCAAAUUACGACAGGCUCUGGCUUCUUCCACCCCAACUUCAGGGGAAAGAUUGUCCGAUGAGGAAAAGAGCCAGCAGACUGAUGAACAAAAGACUCUACAGGCUGACCAGAGUUCUUACAUCACGGAUUUAAUUCUAGGCCACCAUCAAAUUAUGUGCAAUCUGAUACAGGCUCUAAGUUACUGCAACAGUAAUACAAUGGCCAUGAUCUUAGGAAGCAGGGGUAUCUCUAGCAACAUGCAGGAGACAUUUACUGGCGGUGAACCAAUAUCGGUGGGGGAUGGAAUCUACCAGAUACUGGUGACCCUGGCCAGACUGUGCUCAGAGAGUCGGUGUGUUAUAGAGUCUCUGUACAAGUACCUGUCCGGUUCCUACAGCAUCAGAACACAACAGUCCCUGAACAAACUCUCAGAACCUCUCCUCUGGUUUAUACUCAAAGUGCUAGAUAGUGCUAGAGCCAUCAGUGGUUUCCUUGAAAUGGGUGGAAUAUCAGUAAUCUGUCAGAAUCUAGUCAACUGUAACUGUCGCAUAAUAAGCACCAAUCCUAGUCUGAUCUCCACUAUCAUGCAGAACCUCAAUGGCCGAUCUCGGAUAGAAAAGAAGAACAGUGAUUUUGAGUCCCCCGAUGGUCUACAAAACUUUGCUCCAUUAGGAUCCAUCAGCUCCAGUAGUCCUACUGCUAGUCCUGCUGAAGUACUGAUACAGUCCUCGCCUCCACACAGAAGAGCUCGGUCAGCGGCCUGGUCCUACCACUUCUAUCCUGACGAGGCAUGGGUGGAUUUAACUAUUCACCUUCCUUUUGCUGUGUUACUGAAGGAAGUUCAGAUACAGCCCCACAGCACGUCACUUACAACAUGUCCCUCCAGCGUGUCGUUGGAAUUGAGCCAUGAUGGUGUAACGUCCACCCCGCUUUGCCACCCCUUGCUGACCAGCAGCUUGGCCUUUAUCAAGCUGCAGUUUCAACGGCCACAGAUAGCCACCAUGGUGACCAUAAGGCUCCACAAGGCCAGAGACUCCAUGACUAUUGGUCUGUCACAGAUCAUGUUAAUGGGGUACAGUGCAUUUGGAGACUCUUGCUCAGCUCCUCAGAAUAUGUUCCUGCCAAAUGAAGAUUAUGUCGCAAGAUCCAGUGUUCGAUGGAUUCGUUUGUUACAUCACUGUCUGACAGCCUACAAGGAAGUAGAGGAACAAGUGGCUAGCGGUGCCUCCCAGAUCCCGAACCUGAUGAACACCUGCUCUGCCCUGCUGGUGUCCCCCAUCUCCAGUGUGUAUGUACCCAACAUUGAGGAGGUCUUACUACGUUUGGGGCUUCACUCAGUAGACAUGGGACUGGCGCUGGUAGACAACAUACUUAGAACUCCUAGUAACAGGGCAAGCUUGGGUGCUAGCAUGCCAUACCUUGGUAAAGUAAGUGGACAGGCCAAUGAGUCCACCGUGGAAUUGAUGUACCAGUUGGGAAUGGUUCAGGACCCAGGAACUCGAUUAAGAGUGCAGGCUUUGUUAAACUGGCUGAAGGACAGCGCACGUCUUGCUCUCCAGAGGUCCUCCAUUACCACUGACGGGUACAGAAGGGUUCAGCAGGAGUUGUCUUCUCUUCCUAGCCCUGCCCCUUCACAUAUACAGUGUGUCUCAGCUAUCUUAUGGCAGAGCAACGAUUUACCUGUAGAAUAUGAUCUCGGCAGUCUUAUAACCAGAGAGCUUGUCAGUUUCCUAUAUGAAUGGUCUACAACCCUGAAGACAGAUAGUAACUUGAAGCAGUCAGUAGAUUAUGUACUGUGUGCAAUCUGUCACAUCAACCCAGAGUACUUCUCUCAGAUCUUGCUGUGGAUGGGCAUCACCGUAACAGGCGAGAACAGUCUGUCUGCCUCCAUCAGUGACGAUCGCAAAGACAACUCCCACCUCCAUCAAGGUUCCAUGACAGAUGACUCCAAAGACAAUCGCCAUCACAGGUCCAUGACGGACGACUCCAAGGAAGCCAGCAGUGCCCAGGAAGGUCCAGGCUCAGAAGCCCAGCCCGGGUUUAUUCAGGAUUUCCACCACAUCACCCUGGAGGAGUCCUGUCUGUCUACCCUGGCCCUAACUUGUCAGUCUGCGGUUGCCAUUAAGCAGUUACUGGACUCGGGAUUCCCUGCCGUACUGGCUCAGGGUUUAUUUGAAUUCUGUAAUAAGGUGAUUUUCCAGUUCACGGAGAACUACACACCUCCAGAGGGAAUGACAGAUGCUCACAAGUCCAGGUGUGAUGAAGGCGGUGCUUCAGGGUCAGUGCUGGGCUCCAUGUCCAGGACUCCAUCAGAUAAAGCUUUGUGGAUCACGGCAGAUAUGGUGCCCUCAGUGCUCUAUUUCCUGGCUAAAGUUUCAACAGAACCGCUGAUGAAGGACUGGUUGGGAGGACACGAGGGAAACAUUUUUUGGCCUUCCCUACUGACUAUGCUGUGCAAUACACCUAUGCAGUCUGCCACUGCACCAGCCAGUGUUCCAAAGGAAGGGACGAUGACCAUAGAGAACCGUGGAAGUAUUGAGUCUGCAGCUGUUUGUUUCUUCACACAAGUCAUGUCCUGUCACAUUAUCAACCAGCUCUUGUUUGCCAAAGUCUUGAGUGAGGUCAUCAAGGAGCAGAGCUCUUCCUCAAAAUCAGCAGGUCAGCUGUUGGGGAAUUUCCCAUUGUCUGGGUUCACCAGAUGUUUGUUCCUCCAAGCCUUGUUGGAGGAUGAGAAAGUUCUUGUUGUCCUGAAAUCCUCACAGCAGAAUGGGAAAGUCAUGAUGCAGACCAAAGUGAACAAUGGUGUGUUUCACCCCCGCUACACCGGCGGACGGGACACUCAGGUGAUGCUGGUCAGUCUUCACACAACAAUUACUGAGAUUACAAGUAAAGUUACAGACCUUCCUCUUCUACCAGGCCAGUUCCUGGAGAAAGCCUCAGAGAAGAGCGAUGAGACAAAGAAAGAUAAUCUGAGCAAUUACUCUGAGAUGGCGGACUAUCUCUCCAGUUCUGUUGUAGCAGCAAGUAUGGCAGCUAAAGAGAAAAGAGAGAAGGAAGACAAGUCAGGUGCCUCAGGGAAAUCAUCUCUGCCCCCCAGGCCCCCAACUCGACGGGGAAGACAACACAUGACCAGUGCCAGUGCACAGAUACAACUUCCUGCUUUCAGUAUAUGUCACAGGACCAUGCCUAACACAUCCUUGCCUGGGGAUUUGACCUUGUCCCAGCUGUUACAGAUUCUCCAUCAACGAGGACUGCAGCAUGGGCUUAACAUACUAGAGUUCUCCAUCAAACAGGAAACGGACAAAAAGGACGGCCACCAGGCCGACCAGAGUGAGAGAGAUGGAUGGGGUGAUCUGGAUGAGGACCAGGCCCUCACCACUGUGUCCCCCUUCCCGACCUCUCUACAGGUGUUUGCCAGUGUAGGGGGUCUGGCUCUGUUAGCAGAGCAUCUACCCCUCCUGUAUCCAGAGGUCUCCAGACAGUCCAUACUGCAGGAGUCCGGUCUGGACUACAUGAUUAAGAACAUGUCUCUCGCUGAGGAGUGGUCCAUGGUCGAACCCUUCCCAGAGGACUUUUAUGAGCAUUAUGAAAUGUCUCAACCACUGAUUUCCAAAACAAGCAGUCCCCCAGUUUCCAUGCCAACCAUUCCUCCUCAUUCAUUGGUUGCCUUUGGUCUAUUUCUGAGACUUCCUGGGUAUGCUGAGGUAUUGCUGAAGGAGAGGAAAAAAGCUCAGUGUCUUUUGAGAUUAGUGUUGGGAGUCACAGAUGAUGGAGAUGGAGGUCACAUUCUGACCUCCUCCAUUGCCUGCUCUCUGCCCACGCUGCCGUUCCUGGUCCUGAAGUCUCUGUACGACAGUUCACCCCUCACCACUGACGAUGGUGUGCUACUGAGAAGGAUGUCCCUGGAUAUCUGGGCCAUACACCUAAUCCUGGCCUGCCUGUCUGUUCUCAGUCAUCAUGCCCCCAGGGUGCCAGUCCAAGGGUUCCAACAAGAGGCUCAGAUGAUCCUGUCUGCCAUGCAGUCAGCCAGCACCCCAGUCAGUGUCCCUGUACCAAGUCAGACGGAGGAGAAAUCCCAGCAGUACUGGGCCAAGGGAACGGGAUUCGGGACCGGCUCUACCACCUCCAGUUGGGAUGCAGAGCAGGCCUUAAUGCGACAGAAGAGUGAGGAGGAACAUGUGGCAUGUUUACUGCAGGUACUUGCCAGCUAUGUAAACCCAGGAGGUGAUAUUCCCAAAGAUUUUGAAUCGGAAUUGUAUACCUGCCCAGCAGAGAAGUCUCUACUGCCAGAUGUGAUAUAUGAACUGUUAAGCCAGUCGUGUAUAGUGCCAGCCAUAUCUUCCUAUCUCAGAAAUGACUCGGUGUUAGACAUGGCUCGUCACAUUCCUCUGUAUAGGGCAUUACUGGAGCUAUUGAGGGGCAUAGCUGUCACCCCCACCUUAGUUCCCCUCCUCCUGCCUUUGGAGAAAAACAAUGUGCCAGAUACUGCCACUUCAGUUGGGGUACUGCUAGACAAGAUGAGAGUGUGUGUGGAUACUUAUGCCAGCAGGUUAAAAUCCAACAAAUCCAAAAAUGGGAAUGGCAAUAUAGCAGAGGAGGAGGAGAAUGAGGGGUUAGCCAUGUUGAUUCCUAACAUCCAGGAGACAGCCAGUAUUGUCAAGACUGCCACAGACAGGCUUCAAAAGUCUACAGAAUCGGAGGCAAGCAGUGAAGAAAUGGACAAAGACAAAUCAAGACAGGGCAGUCAAGCUAGUGCAGAGGAGCAUUACAUGACCAUCAUGCAAGAGGAACAGUUUGGAUCCUUUGAGUUUGUAGUAGACGAUUCUAAUGCUGUGAAAUUUACCUGUGCUCAUCACUAUGAAAACAAUGUGAAGGCAGCAGGCGAUGUGAGUAAUGCAGCUCGAACACGGCGCCUGGCACAGGAAGCUACUACUCUAUCUACCUCACUUCCUCUCUCCGCUGGCAGCAGUGUAUUUGUCAGGUGUGAUGAAGAAAGACUAGAUAUCAUGAAGGUGAUGAUCACAGGGCCCUCAGAUACUCCAUAUGAAAAUGGCUGCUUUGAGUUUGAUGUGUACUUCCCACCAGAUUACCCCACAUCUCCACCGCUAAUAAAUCUGGAGACCACAGGAAACCACACGAUCAGAUUCAACCCAAAUCUCUAUAAUGAUGGAAAGGUUUGUUUAAGUGUGUUGAACACGUGGCAUGGCAGACCAGAAGAAAAAUGGAAUGCUCAAACUUCAAGCUUUCUACAGGUUUUAGUAUCUAUACAGUCCUUGAUUCUAGUAUCAGAACCAUACUUCAAUGAGCCUGGCUAUGAACGUUCUCGGGGGACCCCUUCAGGCACGGCCAGUUCCCGAGAAUAUGAUGCCAACAUCAGACAAGCCACCGUAAAGUGGGCCAUGCUGGAACAAAUCAGAAACCCUACUCCCUGCUUUAGAGAGGUCAUUCACAAACACUUCUGGCUGAAGAGACAUGAGGUCCUGAAGCAGUGUGAAAACUGGAUAGCAGAAAUGGAGUCCUUCAGCAAUGAUAAAAGAACAGGAAGGACUAUAGCUCAUAGUACACUAGCACUUAAGCGACAUUAUAACCAGUUGCGAGAAGAGAUUGCCAAAAUGAAACUCCCGGAGGGGCUAGAGGACGAGGAGGGAGGAGAGACUAUUGAUCCUCAGGGGGUCCACUUCUCUACUGACUCCGCCCUAUCUUCAGCAAUGAACAACUCACAGAUAGCUGCUAUAGAAAAUUUGAUAACAGAUUCCAAUUCCAACUCAGUACUGGAGGAUGGAUUUUGCUGAUGUACGAAACACUAGAUGAGAUGUGAAAUUCCAGUGCACAACAGCCACGUGGAUUAUGCCAUAGUGAUAGGUUGUGGUCAUGAUUGGGGCUGUGUGUUAUAGAAAGCUAGUCAUGAUAUUGAGGUAUCCUGAGAGUGCUUGCAGCUCUCUGAAGAGCUGUUUGUUCUUGUGAUAAGCUGAAAAUGUGAUAUUUGUAACCCAGUAAGUCUUGUAAUUCCAUUUGAUAUGUGAGGGACUUUCUGCAGUGAAUGGGUGUUCCUUUAUAUGAUGUGUAAGAAUUUGUGUCUAGAGUGCUGUUUUCUCCAGAACAUGUUCAGAAGGAAAGGAUAUCUGUUUUUGUCCUACUGCACAGAAAUUCUCUACUCUUCGUUUUAAUAUUAAAGAAUAUUUAGGCGAUACCAAAACCUUUGUUUAUCAGCAGUACUAUUUUAUUUGAUGCAUGCGAUUGUUAAUUGUAAAAUGCUAUUUGGUAUGCUAUUUAAUUUUUGUUGGUGUUAAUAUAUGACAAAAUCAGUAUUGGCAGCAUCAGAUUGUUGAUUUUAUUCCAGUUUUGAUGCAUUAAGAGUAUUUAUAGAACAACACCAUGGAAAACGAUAUAGAUUUUAUAGAAAUCCCUGCUUGUUUAUGUGCAUAUGAAAUCUAAGGAUACUGAUGUUUCUCAUACUGAAAUGCUAUGUACGUGUGUGUGGAUAUCGAAAAACUGCAUACCUCCUGACAACUUUGUUGACACAUUAGUGAUGUUUAUAAAUUUAGGAAAUAAUUAUUGUGGUUUUUUUUAAAAAAUGAAUUCUGUUCUUAAUUGUCUCUGUCCAUUACAAGUGUUCAAGAACUUCAUCAAAUCUUAAUAAAAAUCAGAUAAUUUA